GAGCAUGUUGCUCGUCCGGUAGCGAUUUUGGAAGGAUUCUCAAAGCGUGUUGAUUCUACUGACUUUUUCUGCAAUUAUUGAGUAAACUAAAACUACUGCCAUCGAGUCAGAUGGCACAGGCGGAAGUCAAAGACUGUCCGUCUCAACAAGAGGGUUUAGAUGGAUCUCCAAAAAAGGUUUCGAAGCGGAUCCCAACGAGCCCUUCCCAGCAAACUCAUGCAUCAUGGCUUGUAGGAGACGUUGUUUGGUCCAAAAUUCCCGGCCAUCCGUGGUGGCCUUCCAUGGUCGCUUACGAUCCCAAUAGCGCUGUGUAUUUUCAGUUUAAGGGCCGAGCAAGAUACUAUCAUGUACAGUUUUUUGGACAAGACCCUGUGCGAGGAUGGGCGUCCGAAAGAUCGGUCAUCAAGUUCGAAGGAAGAGAACAUUUUGAAGCAUCUAUUCAAAGCAAGAAUCAUAGAGUGACCCCUAAACGACUUCCUCUUUGGGAGACAGCAGUGAGAGUUGCUGAAAAGGCUCUACCGAUGAAUCGUCAUGAAAGACAGUUAUGUUUCACAUUUAAAUAUAAUGACACACUAAAACAAAAGGAUCACGCAGUUCAAAAAGUUAAAGGUAUGAAUGGAAUAAACCAAACUAUUGAUCAAACAUUGCCUAAAAAGCAAGGGGAAUCGACAAGCACCACAUCAGAUAGCGUCAAUGGUACUAAUUCAGAUGAAUUGGAACAAGAAAAGAUAGACUUGGAAGAAAACAAUACGUUAGCAAAGAUACCUAAAGUAAAAAUACCUAAGAAACGAAAACGAAAAAUCCCUGAUGUGGACAUCAGUCUACCUAGCAGUUCAAUACCUUCUCCCAUUGACAGUUCUAUAGAUAGUAAACCAAGUGGUUCAAGGAUUACUAAGAGAAUAAGGAAGCCAAAGAUUAAAGAUUAUCCUAUUGCCAAAGCUUCCUCUCCACAAUCACCUUUACAAAAUGGAGACCUACCUCAGUCACCUGUCUGUGGGAACGUUUCUCCAACUUCAGGUCUACGGCUUAAGAUAAUCAAAGUUAAAUCUCCUGUAAACAACGAUAAAGUAAAGCGCAAGCGAGGUAGGCCUCCUAAAGAAAAAGAAACUUUUAUAGUUGUAAAUGGGUUAGAGAAGCCUGAAAAGGAGCCUGAAGCUUCAACAUCUCCUUUAGUCAGUGAGAGAGUAUCACCAGAAGUUGUCAUUAGCAACAACAAGCCUGACGUGUCAAGCACCAGUUCAUCAGGGUCUGAAGAGAAGCAGAAGAAAAGAAAAAGAAGGAAGUUGGAAGAUAGUUUUGUUGCCAAUGAGAAGACUAAAGUAGAAGAAGAAAAGCCUAAAGUAAAAAGAAAAUAUGUAAGAAAGAACAAAGGAGAGAAGAGUGGUGAGGACAAAGACUCCUCAAAAACUGUGGAGGAGAAUAAGUUGAAUGAAGUGUCCAGUUCAGUAGAUAUUAUCGAAGAAAGAAAUCCUGAAAAACCACAAGAGUCUCUUUUAACUGGAGUUCCGGAUGUUGAGGAAAGUAUUGUUUCAAGCAAUGAUGAUGAUACAGGAAGUUCUAAAGGUUYAACAUUGACGAAAAAAGAAAGAGCAGAAAAGGAAAAGGAAGCAGUUUGUGUUGUCUGUGAGCAAGUCAAUGACCUGAUAUUUUGUGAAGGAGGUUGUAAUAAUGCCUAUCAUAUUGACUGUAUUGGUCUUAGUUCUGUACCUAAAGAAAAAUUCAUCUGUGAUGAAUGUACCUCUGGGAUACACUCAUGUUUUGUGUGUAGACAAACUGGAGAUGUCAAACAAUGUAAUCAGCCGAUGUGUUCUAAGUAUUACCAUUUGGAGUGUCUAAAAACAUACAACUGUACAAAGAUUGACGGAGAUCGCCUUUACUGUCCUCUACACUCUUGUGUUACAUGUGUUGUAAACAAAAUGCCACAAAGCCGAGGUCGCCUCAUACGUUGUGUUCGGUGUCCCACUGCAUAUCAUUUAUCUGGCUGCCUUGUUGCAGGGUGUAUGCCAAUUACCUCUCAUUUAAUGGUUUGUGCAAAACACUUUAUGCCCAAUAAGAACAAAGCACACCAUUCACAUGUCAAUGUCAAUUGGUGCUUUGUAUGUUCUAUUGGUGGCACUCUUAUCUGCUGCGAAAGCUGUCCUGCAGCAUUCCAUCCCGAGUGUAUCAGCUAUGAAGGCAUCCCUGAAGGACACUUCUUUUGCAAGGAUUGCACUGACAACAAGGCAUUGCUUUAUGGUGACAUAGUGUGGGUCAAGCUAGGAAUGUACAGAUGGUGGCCAGCACAGAUCUGUAACCCUCGUGAGGUACCAACCAACAUCCAGAAUAAACGUCAUCAACCAGGAGAAUUCCCAGUGAUGUUUCUUGGCUCUCAUGAUUACUACUGGAUUCACAAAGGAAGGGUUUUCAGUUACCAAGAUGGUGACAAGGGAACAGAGUCAAGUGCUAACAAAUACCUUGCUAAGGUCUUCAAGAAAGCACUCGUUGAGGCGAAGGAGAAGUAUGCCGAAUGGAAGACAGCCAGAGAAAACAAGGCUGAGCAAGACUUACAAAAACUGUCCAAGAAACCUGCCCCAUUCAAACAUGUCAAGGUAAAUAAGUGUACAACAGCACAGCGUAUCCUAAUAGACCUCAACGAGAUGCCGACAUGUGAGUGUUCUGCUGCACAGAACACAUUCUGUGGGCCUGAAUCCAACUGUCUGAACCGCAUGCUUCAAUUUGAAUGCACUCAGAAAUGUCCAGCUGGUGAGAAAUGUGAAAAUCAACGCUUCACUAAACGGGAAUAUGCAGAAGUUGAACCUUUCAGAGCAAAGAGUAGAGGAUGGGGAUUGAGAACUAAACAAGACAUAAAAAAGGGCUCCUUUGUGAUAGAGUAUGUUGGUGAACUGAUUGAUGAAAGUACUUGCCUUGAACGGGUCAAAAAGGGAGACGACGACACAAACUAUUACAUGUUAACUAUCGACAAGGACUGCAUCAUAGAUGCUGGACCAAUGGGGAACCUCUCCCGGUUUAUGAAUCACAGUUGUGAUCCAAACAGUGAAACUCAGAAAUGGACUGUUAAUGGCGACGUCCGUGUAGGGUUGUUCGCCACAAGAGAUAUUGAAACAGGAGAGGAAGUGACCUUCGAUUACAGGCUUGACUGUAGAGGCAAUGAGAAAAAGAAAUGUCACUGUGGGUCAGGAAACUGUAGUGGUUUCCUUGGGGUCAGACCUAAGACACAGAAUGCACAGAUGAUGGAAGAUAGGAUAAAGAAGGCUGCCGCCAAGAAGAAAAAGAGACAAAAAAAAACUGUUGUCAAAGAAGUGCACGAAGAUGAAUGCUUUAUCUGUGGAGAUGGAGGGCAGCUGAUCAUGUGCGACAAGAAUGGCUGUGCAAAGUGCUACCAUGUCAACUGUCUUGAGCUUGCAAAGAAACCACAUGGCAGAUGGCUUUGUCCUUGGCAUUUCUGCGAUGUCUGUGGUAAGAGAGCCACUAUCAUGUGCAAUGAGUGUCCAAAUUCAUUUUGCAAACCUCAUGCGGAAGGCCAGGUCACCUGCAUCACUGAUGGACAGUACCUAUGCGAGGAACAUAAUCUCUCUGACACCCCAAAAGAAGAUUCAAAACCCAAAAUGGAGACAGUUAAUUCAUUAGUUUUUGAGGAAGAUCUCCCAGAUGAAUUACCAGAGUUUACAUCUAUUCAUCUACAAGAUCUUCCUCAGCCUUUACAGGACUUUGAACAACUUAGCUAAGUAGAUUAUCCAUGCAGAUUUCAAACCUGUAUAUAUCUUUAGGCAUUUUAUAGAUAGCAUUGUCAUUCUUAACCAAAAAGUUUGUCAUGUGAGCUUUGUUUUGAUGUUUCAUUCUUAUUUGUAUUACCAUAUCCUAGUCCAGUCAUCAAAGUCUUAAUUUAUGAUUCGAUAUAUUGAAGGCUUUUAAAGUCUGCUACUGUAUUUUACAUAUUCUUAGAAUAGUCUUUUAAUUAAUCAUGUAGAAUGUCAGAGAAAUAAACCUCUACCUUGAAUGUAAUGCUAUCCUAUUUCAGACCAUGUGUCACUCCCUAGAGUACCAUUCGUUUGUUUGAAGAUGAAUGUAUAUAUCAACUGAAACAAAGCAUUUUAUGCUCCAGAGAAUGACACAUGGUCUAAACUGGGAAAGCAUUGUGACCAAGUUGAAUAGACCCCUGGCACUGAAUCCCAAGAGGAAUUGUUCUUGGGGACAAAACAAUGAUCAGUCACACUGUUUCUUUGCUGUUAUAUGACCAACCUUUAAUUUGAUGCAAUUUUUUAACUUACUUGAAGAAUCUACCCUUAUCUUGAACCUCUCUUAUGUGGUGUCCAUUUGAUGCCUGGUUAAAACCCCUCUUGAGGCCCUUGAAUGUAUGUAUGGCUUAUAUAUCAGUGCUAACAAAUCUAUUAUUACAGUCAACAUUGAUAGCAGACAUAAAAUAGGGACAUGCUAUGUCAAUGUUUCUCAUAGCUCAAGGACAAGUGAGAGGUUUUAAUGAAGUGUAGUAUUGCAUUGACUGAUAAAUUGAAAUACAUUUUAUACAAGAUAAUAACAAUGUAAGAUGGUGAAUUUAAUAUUGCUGUAUUAUGUGUUCAAUUACUGUCACAAUGACUCUAUGCUGUAUAGAGUAUGUCCGAAGCUGAAAAGUGCUGACAUUUUGUAUGGUAUCAAGGACUUUUUAUAAUAUUUUCCCCAUUAUUUCUUUCUACCUUCAAUAUGCCACGAGAAAGGUAUUCUCAACAUAAUGAAAUGUGUCAACAUCAAAUCAAAUAAAACUUGAACUUAAUAUGGCA
This is a messenger RNA of Actinia tenebrosa (Australian red waratah sea anemone), 4775 nucleotides long. Its product is annotated as histone-lysine N-methyltransferase NSD2. The record is from RefSeq and is a predicted model, not a curated record. Gene Ontology annotation, cellular component: nucleus. Lineage: Eukaryota; Metazoa; Cnidaria; Anthozoa; Actiniaria; Actiniidae. Gene Ontology annotation, molecular function: histone methyltransferase activity; protein binding.